Molecule: messenger RNA, 1032 nt
Organism: Durusdinium trenchii
Lineage: Eukaryota; Dinophyceae; Suessiales; Symbiodiniaceae
Source: the annotation of a GenBank genome assembly
AUGGCCAGCAAGACUCGAACUCUCACGACUCUCACAACUAGCAUGUCAGAAAGCACCGAGACUUUGUCAGCUACUUCCACAGGUUCCAUGACAAGUGAGACCUUCUCUGAGACCCUCUCCACGACUCUGAGUGGCACCUCCACUGGCACCAUGACAAGUGAGACAUUCACAGCUACUUCGAGCCGCACAAGAAGUGUGACGCCAACAUCCACUCUGAGGGGCACCACGAGAAGUGAGACAGCCACGACUGGCACGACAAUCACUACAACCAGUGGCAACAAAGCCGCAGUGACUGGCAGUUCCACAAGUGAGACUCUGAGCACCACUGCAACAGACACAAGGACAAGCAGGACAGUCACAGGCACAGGAACUCGCACAACAGCCCAAGGCUCGAUCCUGGGAACUAUCACUGCGAGCUCUACUACUAGACUGUCCGGCAGCAGCACGCCAAUCAAGAGCACGACCUGGUCCUCAACCAGCACAGACGUGAUAGAAGACCCAUCCACCACCUCCGAAAUGCCGACCACCACUGCACCGAAGGGGAAAGUGACCACAGCAACGCGCUCUUUGACCGCCACUGCACCCAGCACAACAGUGCCUGAGGGUGGAGAGUCCACUACAGGCGAGGAGCUGGAGGAGAACGCCACCAAUGAGAGUGUCAUUGAAGGGCUCUCCUGCACCGAAGCCAUGGAUGCUUGGUGCCACUCUGACCCAUCUUCAGCGCCUUUCUUCCCUUUGCACCACUGUGCGGAUUGGAGGCUACACGAUGCUAUGUGCUCCACCGGCGGCACUGGCGACUCCUCUGGUGUGAACAGUGGGCCACAGUUUGCAGGAAUCACAGAGCUCGAUGAAGGGAGCCGUUUCCCGGCAGCCUUCCUUCUAGUGGCAGUGGUGGGGGCGGCCAUGGCCGGUGCAGCACUGGCCUCUCUCUUUCAUAGGCACAAGUGCAGCAACUUGCCUUUGUGCGGCUGCUUCCGCAAGAAGCAAGAGCAGGAGCUGACAUCGAAUGUUGCUGAUAUUUUGGUGGUAUGA